Heterobasidion irregulare TC 32-1 is the source of this 234-nucleotide messenger RNA. RefSeq lists its product as uncharacterized. The record is from RefSeq and is a predicted model, not a curated record. Bases 1 to 234 code for a protein of 77 amino acids. NCBI's taxonomy places the organism in Eukaryota, Fungi, Basidiomycota, Agaricomycetes, Russulales, Bondarzewiaceae. The transcript has 4 exons.
AUGUCUACUGGAAGAAUGAGUAUCGCCUUGAACAACUAUCUUCAAUCGAAGGACAUGCUGCCAUCCUUGAGGUGGGAGGAGUCCUCCUCUGGACUCGCCCAUGCCCCCGUGUGGACGUCAAUCUGCAAGAUCGACGAUGAAGUCAUCUCCACUGGGACAGGAUCCCACAAAAACAUUGCCAGAGACGUCGCAGCCGAAGAGGCACUCAGGAUCUUGAGGUCUCGUGACACUUGA